AAUAGUGUUGGAACUGUCGCAGAUUGACAGUCGCAGAUUGUGGCUUUGCAAGCACUCGCUGAGAACGUACUGGAGGUGAGUCAGUAUUCCCCAUUUUUUGGGCAUCUCGAGUUCUCUGUGGGUUUUAGUUCUCCCCACCGCAAGGUCGGAUUCUACUCUUUCGGCACCGUUGCAGUGCCGCUCUGCUUCUAAAUAACUGCAACCUACUAGUCACCCACCAACACUUCACUGCGUCUCUGGGCGACCAGCGGUGUGUUUAUGUCUUUGUUUUACGAAAACGGUGAGUACCCGGACGACAGGAGCGACGGAUGGGACAGAGCUGUUGCGCAGCUGUUGGAACCUGUGUGGGGGAAACUUAGCCUACAAGCACGGAGCUUGCAGCCUCAGUGGCAAGACCUUUUUCAUGUCCGAGCCCGACUCCUCUUGCAGUUGUUUAUGUCAUCCCCUCUUGGCCAGACAGAGGAUACCAAAAAUUGUCAGUCCAAAAUCUUCCUGUCGUACUGAUAGAGUCCACAGUGUGCCAACAUGUCUGUCAACGUCAAUCGUAGCGUGUCGGACCAGUUCUACCGCUACAAGAUGCCCCGUCUGAUCGCAAAGGUGGAAGGCAAGGGGAAUGGAAUUAAGACUGUCAUAGUGAACAUGACGGAUGUGGCCAAGGCCCUAAAUAGGCCUCCCACCUAUCCCACCAAAUUUUUUGGUUGUGAGUUGGGUGCCCAGACCCAGUUUGAUGCCAAGAACGACCGCUACAUUGUCAACGGCUCUCACGAGGCAAACAAACUGCAGGACAUGCUGGAUGGAUUCAUCCGGAAGUUUGUGCUGUGCCCCGAGUGCGAUAAUCCUGAAACAGACCUGCACAUCAACCCCAGGAAACAAACCAUCGGGAACUCCUGCAAGGCCUGUGGAUACCGGGGCAUGCUUGACACUCGACACAAGCUCUGCACCUUCAUCCUCAGGAACCCUCCAGAGGACAGCGGGUCUGCCAAGAAGGAGAAGGAGAAGAAGAACAGGAAGAAGGACAAGGAGAACGGCUCCAGUGGGAGCGAAGCCGGGAACCACAACGACAUAGACGCCCCCGAUGCUGUGGACCGGGAUGACGAGGACGAGGACUGGGCAGAGGAGACGACCGAGGAGGCGCAGCGGCGGCGCAUGGAGGAGAUCAGCGAGCACGCCAAGAACCUGACCCUCAGCAAGGACCUGGAGAAGCCCCUGGAGGAGAGGGUCAACCUGUUCUACAGCUUCGUCAAGCUAAAGAAGGAGGAGGGCACCGUCGACACCUCGGACAAGGAGAUCCUGGCGGAGGCGGAGCGUCUGGACGUGAAGGCCAUGGCGCCGCUCAUCCUCAGCGAGCUGCUCUUUGACGAGAACAUCCGCGACCAGAUCAAGAAGUACAAGCGCCACUUCCUGCGGUUUUGCCACAACAACAAGAAGGCCCAGAAGUACCUGCUGGGGGGUUUCGAGUGUCUGGUGAAGCUGUACCAGGCCCAGCUGCUGGGCCGUGUGCCCCUGGUCCUCAAGGACCUGUACGACGCCGACCUGCUGGAGGAAGACGUCAUCCUGGCCUGGGCCGACAAGGUUUCCAAGAAGUACGUGUCCAAAGAGCUGGCCAAAGAGAUCCACGCCAAGGCAGCUCCCUUCGUGAAGUGGCUGAGGGAGGCGGAGGAGGAGAGCGAGGGGAGCGGGGAGGAUGAGGAGGAGGACAAAGACAACGUGGAGGUGGUAUAUUCCCCGACCGCCCGCGAGCUGAAAGUGGAGACGGUGAAAAGGCCCACCCCCGACAAGGAAGAGGACGACAUUGACAUCGAUGCCAUCUAAGAAAACCGACCUUGUUUUCCACCUAAAUCCCCAAACCCUGUUCUUACCUAUUCCCCAAGUUCUCUAUUGAUGACCCCCAACCACCCCCCCCCCCCCCCCCCCUGACCAACAACAAAAUAUCAGCAUGCCUUGGGUCAGUCUUGACCCUCAACUCCUUUCCAAUGCUGCUUUUGCUAUUUGGCUAACCUUCCGGCUCCGAGGUGCAUUGUUAACUUUGCAUCAGUAUAUCUAGCCUGCUGGUUAGAGUGGUGAGAAAUUGCUGUUGUAUUCUGUAUAAUCGUUGGAGUCUUUUUAGGUAGACAGAGCUAUAAAUGCACACGCAUUGUAUUUUUCCUCUUGUACUUUUUCUUCUAUCCAAUCAAUUAAAGAAUGUUUAACACUGAA
Osmerus eperlanus (European smelt) is the source of this 2196-nucleotide messenger RNA. It is a transcript of the gene eif5, whose product is annotated as eukaryotic translation initiation factor 5. The record is from RefSeq and is a predicted model, not a curated record. Gene Ontology annotation, cellular component: cytosol. Bases 526 to 1812 code for a protein of 428 amino acids. Gene Ontology annotation, molecular function: translation initiation factor activity; GDP-dissociation inhibitor activity; eukaryotic initiation factor eIF2 binding. Gene Ontology annotation, biological process: formation of cytoplasmic translation initiation complex; translational initiation; formation of translation preinitiation complex. NCBI's taxonomy places the organism in Eukaryota, Metazoa, Chordata, Actinopteri, Osmeriformes, Osmeridae. The transcript is spliced from 12 exons.